AUGAUUCCAAACCAAUUUUAUUGCUUUUCUGGUAUUGUUAUUACCUUGUAUAUUGUCGUUCUACAUACACUUGCUUCUCCUACCGUCCAUCUUUGCCGCCAUGACCAACGAGAUGCUCUUCUCGAGUUCAAACACGAGUUUCCGGGAGCAGAUAUGAAGUCAUCCUUGAGUAGUGACUACGAUAUGAGUUCAUGGAACAAGAGUAGUGAUUGCUGUUCUUGGGGGGCUGUCACGUGCGUUGCUAAAUAUGGCCAGGUGAUUUCACUUGAACUUGUUAACCUCUCUCUCAACAACUUUUUGAAACCAAAUAGUGGUCUUUUUAAACUCCAAUAUCUUCAAAGGCUAACCCUUUCAAAUUGUGAUCUCUACGGAGAGAUUCCUUCAUCAUUUGGGAACCUUUCUCAUCUCAUAGAGCUUGACCUUGGGCAUAAUAAAUUAGUUGGUCAAGUUCCAGCUUCAAUUGGAAAUUUGACCAAACUAAGACACCUCAGACUUCACGGAAACAAGUUAAGUGGCAAAUUUUCUGUUUUAUUUGCCAAUUUUACGCAAUUAUUCACACUCGGUCUCAGUUAUAACUACUUUGAACCCGAGCCUCUACCCAACAUGAGUCGAUUCCACCGCUUAAAGAUUUUUGAUGUGAAGGGAAACUCAUUUUUCGGGUCUUUUCCUACAUCUUUGUUCACCAUUCCUUCGUUAGAGUGGGUUUAUCUCGGGGGAAAUAACUUUACAGGACCUAUAGAUUUUGGGAACGCAUCUUUAUCUUCUACGCUUCAGUACCUAAGCCUUGCUGAUAACAGAUUCAAUGGCCCAAUCCCUGAAUCUAUAUUUAGAUUACUCAAUCUCAGAUUCUUAAAUCUGCAUAAUAACUCAUUUCAUGGUCCUUUCCCUGCAUACUUAUUCACGAUGCCUUCGUUACAAUGGGUUUAUUUGGCGAGAAACCAAUUCGAUGGAACUAUUGAUUUUGGGAAUAUAUUGCCAUCGUCCAACCUUAGUUUUCUAGACCUUGGUGAUAACAAAUUCGAUGGCCAAAUCCCUGAAUCGAUAUCCAAAUUUCUCAAACUCGAAAUGUUAGAUCUUUCCAACAAUAAGUUGGAAGGAAAAGUUCCAGGUUGCUUACGGAGACUGAAAUCGCUGAGACUUUCUCACAACUCGUUUAGUAGUUUUGGAAAAUCAUCACAAGUUAUGAUGGAUCAAGCACAAAUGCUUGAGUUGCGUCUUGAUUCGAAUUCACUCCAAGGACCAUUUCCCCACUGGAUCUGCAGGCUUAGAUCGCUAAAGCUCUUAGAUUUGUCCAACAAUAGCUUCAACGGCUCAGUUCCUCCAUGUGUAAGGAGUCUCACUGAAACACUUCAAGUGCUUAACCUGCGAAACAACAAUUUCAGUGGGCUUCUUCCAGAUGUAUUUGUCAAUGCUUCUCGUUUAACCGAACUUGUUGUUAGCCGCAACCAGUUGGAAGGAAAACUCCCACAAUCCUUGAUCAAUUGCACAUCCAUGGAACUAUUGAAUGUUGAAGGAAAUAAAUUCAAGGACAAGUUUCCAUCUUGGUUGGGUUCUCUUCCAAUUUUAAGUGUCCUCAUCCUCAGAUCAAAUCAAUUCUAUGGGCCAUUAGUCUCCACUGGGUUUAAAACAUUAAAAAUCAUUGAUGUCUCACAUAAUGACUUCAGUGGAACCUUGCCCACAUUAUAUUUUUCCAAUUGGCUUGAAAUGAGUGAAAUAACUAAACUAAGCUCAUAUUUUGACCCCUACAUGGGAUAUUACGUGGGAUUUUUCAUGAGGGGUUCUGGUUUUUACAGUAGUUCAAUGGAACUAGUGCACAAAGGUGUAGAUACAGAGUUUGAGAAGAUUCGUGAAGACUAUACAUCCAUUGAUUUUUCAAGCAACAAUUUUUAUGGAAAGAUCCCUGAAUCCAUUGGCUUGCUGAAAGGAUUACGUUAUCUCAACUUGUCGAAUAAUGCUUUCACAAGCAAUAUACCUCAAUCAUUGGCAAAUUUGACAAUUCUCGAGUCAUUAGAUGUAUCCAAGAAUCAGCUGUCAGGUCCGAUCCCCCCAGAUCUUGAUGAGCUCUUCUCUUUGUCAACUAUGAACUUCGCCCACAACAAUCUUGAAGGUCCAAUACCACAAGGCACACAGUUUCAGCGCCAAAAUUGUUCUUCAUUCAUGGACAAUCCCAGACUCUCCAAUCUCGAGGACAUCUGUGGAAAACCUCAUGUCUCGAACCUUACACCACAAGAACCAGAGGAAAUAUUAGAACCCGAGGAGCCAGUGAUUAAUUGGAUAGCAGCGGCAAUAGCGUAUGGACCUGGUGUAUUGUGCGGAUUGGUGAUCGGACAUAUCUUCGUUUCACACAAGCACGAGUGGUUCAUGGAAAAGUUUGGUAGAAACAAGUCCAGAGCACUCAUUAUAAGUGUUCGUUGAACACUUUCUCUUGUCAUCUCUCUAAGCAUUUGUCAAGCUUAUGUAUGUGUCUGUAUCACGAUGUGUUCUCCGAAAACUUCUUUAUCUGUUGUAAUGUCUUAAUUUAUGGUAUUGUAAUAAACUUCUUUCGUGGCUGUUGGUAUCUGAUAUAUAUUACCAUAUUGGCUUGGAAAUGCAUUCAAAUUUCAACCCUGAAAUAAUUGUAUGAGAUUAACUAAUCUGUAAAAUAAUAAAAGACUCUACCUA
Capsella rubella is the source of this 2661-nucleotide messenger RNA. Its product is annotated as receptor like protein 30. The record is from RefSeq and is a predicted model, not a curated record. Bases 1 to 2415 code for a protein of 804 amino acids. The transcript has a single exon. NCBI's taxonomy places the organism in Eukaryota, Viridiplantae, Streptophyta, Magnoliopsida, Brassicales, Brassicaceae. Gene Ontology annotation, molecular function: protein binding.